GCUGAUCAUGGCUGUGGACUUAUUGAUGAUGGCUGCUGUGAUUGAUUAUGUAAAUGUUCCCUUCAUUUAUUUUGCAAAGGGAAUCAUCAAAUAAAUGAUUCUGACCAAUCAUAAUGAUCAUGCUGAUGUUGUGCAGAUGAGGGUUUCCUCUCUUCCUGUCUGGCCUUUGGCAAAGUUUCACGUUACAGUUUGAAGGACUUGGAUCGAUCACUUGGACCAAUAAUCAAUCAGAGUUUGUGAUUGGUGACGGCAGCAGCGGACUGUUUGUCCUCAUGACAUUUUUUGAUUGGCACAAAAAUCGAGCCAAUCAGGAGCCCUGACCCUCCCCGGCGUGUCGAUGGGUGACGUGUGAGCGCCGGCGCCUCCUCCCGGCCAGCAGGCGGCGAUGGCCGACCGCGCCGCCGCCUACGACAGUCGCCACAUCGUGGAAAACUACCUCCGCCACAAGCUGCUGAAGAAGGGCGUGGCCUGGCCGCUGCACCUGCCGCCGCGAAGCCCACCUGCAGCAUCAUCAUCAUCAUCAUCAUCAUCAUCAUCAUCUCCUCUGAGCGGCGAAGGCGUGAGGACGUCACGAAGAGGAGCCACUCCGUCACCUGAGGGAGAGGAAGAGGAGGCCCCGCCAGCUCCGCCUCCCUCGCCCUGCCAGCCCCCCCGAGCUGCUCCCCACGUGGCACGUCUGCAGGACGUCCUGCAGCAGGCGGGUGACGAGCUGGAGCAACGUUACCAUGGCGACUUCAACGCCCAGAUGUGUGCACUGCUGCUGUGGCGUCCCGGGGCGCUGCGUCCCAGCCUGGACGCGGUGCGGGACGAGCUGCUGGGGGACGGGGUGAACUGGGGGCGGGUGGUGGUGCUGCUGGAGCUGGGCGGGGCUCUGUGUGUGGAGGCGGCGAGGCGGCGGUGGGCGGGGCAUGUUGAUGACAUCGCCAGCUGGAUGGUGGAAAGUCUGGAGGCUCCGCCCCUCAGAGGAUGGAUAGAAAACAACGGAGGAUGGGAUGCCUUUGUGGACCUGUACGGGCAGGCGGGGCCGGCAGGGCGCUCCUGGUCCCUCAGGACUCUGGUGGGACUGGCAGCACUGGGAGCCGCUGGGAUCACACUGGGAGCGCUCUUCACCCAGAAGUAAACCUCCUGACCCGGUCCGGUCCGGUCCAGUCCGGUCCGGUCUGACCCAGUCCCAUCCGAUCUGGUCCGAUCCAGUUCAGUCCAGUAUGAGUCGAUCAACUCAGGUCCAGUCUGAGCCAGUCCAGUCCAGUUCAAACCAGUUCUGUGUGAGCCAGUCCAUUCAAGUCUGAUCAAUUUUAAACCAGGUCAACCAGUUUAAUCCAGUCCAUACCAGUCUGAUCCAAACCAGUCUGGUCUGUUCCAGUCCAGUCCAGUCCAGUGCAGUGUAAUCCUUUUCAAAUUGGUCCAAUCCAGUUUGAUCAAUUUCAAACCAGUCCAAAUCCAA
Messenger RNA from Myripristis murdjan (pinecone soldierfish), 1444 nucleotides. Its product is annotated as apoptosis regulator Bcl-2-like. Gene Ontology annotation, biological process: regulation of apoptotic process; intrinsic apoptotic signaling pathway in response to DNA damage; release of cytochrome c from mitochondria. Bases 386 to 1120 code for a protein of 244 amino acids. Lineage: Eukaryota; Metazoa; Chordata; Actinopteri; Holocentriformes; Holocentridae. The record is from RefSeq and is a predicted model, not a curated record. Gene Ontology annotation, cellular component: mitochondrial outer membrane. Gene Ontology annotation, molecular function: BH domain binding. The transcript is spliced from 4 exons.